This is a messenger RNA of Anas platyrhynchos (mallard), 3101 nucleotides long. RefSeq names its product CD14 molecule (gene CD14). NCBI's taxonomy places the organism in Eukaryota, Metazoa, Chordata, Aves, Anseriformes, Anatidae. Gene Ontology annotation, molecular function: lipopolysaccharide binding. Gene Ontology annotation, cellular component: lipopolysaccharide receptor complex; membrane raft; external side of plasma membrane. Gene Ontology annotation, biological process: cellular response to lipopolysaccharide; positive regulation of cytokine production; toll-like receptor 4 signaling pathway. The record is from RefSeq and is a predicted model, not a curated record.
GCAGAGAAAACCCCAUGGUAGAAAAAGUCCUUGACAGAUCAACCUUUCUGAAUGCCUAGCGGCCUGCGGUUGCUGGUGAGGAGCAUUGACAUUUUGGAGUAGGUGAUCACUGGGCAUUUCCUCAGCCAAGCCAAGAGGCUGACCUCAGGUAGUGCUGUCACAGCACUGCCAUGUGUGGUGGGAGCGGGGACAUUGGGUCAGUAGCUGUCCCCAUCCUACACAGGACACGGGGACAGGGCAUGGUCUGGACACGGGGCAUCGCAGCCCCUUCCCUUUCUGCGUCACCUCCUGCUGGGUGCUCGCCACGCAGUGGGCUCCAGGGCAUGGCAAGCCCAGAGCACCUGGAGGCAGAGGUGUGUUGGGGCUUGUCCUGAGAGCACAUUUUAGGGCAGCUUACUGCCACGCCUGUUCCCCGUCCUUCCCAGGAUAGUAAAUGAACUCCUUUCCAGCUGCAGCCCAGGGCAGCCUUCACUAAACAAAGCAGAAGUAACUGGGGCGGCUGCUGCUUCCCGUGGCACCACUGGCCCCAUCCUGCUCAGGAAGCUGCUCAGGAAGGAGCCCUGCAGAGCUCAGGAUCCUGCUGCUGGUAUCUACCUGCCCCAAGCACAGUGAUCAGGGCGGGAGGCGCUCGCUAAACCCAACUUCAGCAGGACAGGGCUGCGAAUGUGCAAACAGCAACUGGGAGGCACCUGCGGUCACCGCGGCCUCACGGGGCUGGAGGCAGGGGAGGAUCGGGCGCAGGAGAGCUGAGCACUUGCAGAGCUUUUGGCACCUACGGCUGGGACUUGGCAGCAGCUAGAGGAAGCAGCCACCGGGCAAGGAAGCGUUUCAGCCUGGAGCUGGCCGGCUGUUUGCCAUGAGGGUGGCUGUUCUCCUCCUCCUGGGGCUGGCGCUGUUGGAGGCAGAGGGCAGGUGUUUCUUCAAUCGCACCCAGGAGUACUGUCUGUGCUACAGGCUGUCCCAGGACAACGCAGGGAGCAUCAUCCAGUGCCUCGCGGCCUCUGUUGUGGAGUUCCAGGGAGGAGAGCUGGAGAAAUAUGUUGACUUCCCCGUCAGAGACCUGGAUCCCUCCACCAUUGACAUGCUCGGCACGCUUGAAAUCAAGAAAAUCAUUUUUGGCGACCUCCUGGUGCCUGAGGUCCUCCUCGCCCGUGUCUUAAGGUUCUUCUCCUACACCCGGGUGCAGGAGAUGGCGUUUGAGAGCUGCAGUUUCCUGGGGAGGAGCAGCUGGCGUGAGAUGGCUGGCCAGAACUUGCCCAUAUUGUCCCUGCAUUUCCACAACGUGACAUCUGCCCCGCUGACGGGCCGCGAGCAGGACUUCUCUGAGCUGGGCAGCUGGCUGGGGACCCUGCAGGAGCUGUCUGUCACCAGCUCCCACGUCACCAGCCUGCCCUGUGGCAUCGGAAGGGUGUUCAGAGCUCUGCGCUCCCUGGACAUGGCACAAAACAGCCUUGGGGAUGGGAGCUUGAUGCCUGCCUUCUGCGAGGGGGCCUUCCCGCAGCUCCAGGUCCUGAGUCUGCAAGAAAACAACCUGACGUCCUACCACGGUGUGUGCAGAAGCGUGCAGCUGCUGCACGAGCUCCAGCACUUAGAUCUCAGCCAGAACAAGCUCGUGGCCAGCCCGUCCUCCUCUUGCCAGUGGCCGGCAUCCCUCCGAAUUUUUAACUUGUCCAACACUGGCUUGGAUGAACUCCUCACACCUCUGCCUCCUGGUCUAGAAGUGUUGGACUUGAGCUCCAACCGCCUCCGUGCUGUAGACAUCUCCCUCCGCUCCCUGAAGGCUCUCCUCCUGAGCCGAAACCUGCUGCUGGCCGCCCCCCCCAUCAGGAAUUACCCCGCGCUGCGCUCCCUCCACCUCGACGACAACUUGAUUGCGGAGUGGCCGUGGGACGAGGUGAAGCUCCUGGAGAACCUGCAGGAGGUGUCCGCAGCUGGGAACCCCUACAACUGCACCUGCGCCGGGGCUGGGGCCCUGCAGGCGCUGGCAGCCACGGGGUGCCUCAGGCAGGGCUGGCCCCAGCAGUACGCGUGCCACUCGCCCCCUCGCUACCAGGGCACGCUGGUGAGGGACGUGCCUGCCUCGGUGCUGCAGUGCAACAGAGCUGCGGUGCUUGCCCCCGUCUGCACGGCCCUCGGGCUGCUCUGCGUGGCCGGGGCUGGCUGGCUGGUCAUGGCACGGAGGAGACGCGUGGCCGGCCCCAGAGCUGCUCAACCCCAAGGGCUGCACGGCCAGGAGCUCGGGGAGAAGGCUCGCAGGAGCCCGAUGUGCUCGUGAGGGGCUCUCCUGCUCGCCUCUCCAUCCAGGCUCCCCGUGGAACGGGACUGUCCUCAGCGUUGUCCCACCGUGGUGGUGGCUUUUCCCAUCUGAGUCUUGGAAACCCUCGAGGAUGGGGAGACCCCACCCCACUUGCUGUGCUCUGUCCCUGGAAAGAUUUUCCUUACAUCCAACCUCAACCUCCCUGGUCCCAUAUUGCACCCACUGCCCCUCUGGAAUUGUCAGCCCUGAUCAAGAGGAGUUUGGGUCCGUUGUGUUUGCACCUCUGCAGGCUGCUCACAGACCCCCCAAGCCCCAUCCCAGCCUGAUGAUGCCCCCCUGCACCACCAGCUCUCUCGUAGCUUGGUGUCCCCCAGCCUGUCCUCUGCCUCUCCUGUUCUGGGGGUUACAGCUGUAAGGAUGCCUGGAUGUCUGCUUCACUGCUGUUCAGCACCAGGACGAAAAAAAAGCCCAAGGGACAGGGAAAAAACAAGCAAACAAAAAAGAACAAAAAAUUAAACAUCUCUACAUGCAAGCCCUAAUGAGCAGGAGAUGACAAAGACAGCAACAAAGACCUCUCAAAGUGCUCUUAGGGCACUGCUGGAUGAACUCCUCAAGUGUGGCCUCAAAGAGGUUCAGCCAGAACCUUUGUAACCAAUAAGGAAAUUGGUUUCUUCUGGGUUAUCAGAAAACACCUCACAGGAAAGAGCAAACUGGCUAUGGGCAGCUGCGGAAGGAACGAGCGUGGGGGAAUGGGGAGGAUGGGGAAGGAAGGGACUGGCUGUGAGUAAGCAGUGCUUGUCCCCCAGAUCUGUCCUGCCUUUUCAUUAAAAUCUGUUCCUGAGUA